CCGCGUCUCGCCCAUCGUCGACAUGGAUCCCACCGCAUUCAAGGACCUCCAAGUGAAGCGGGGCUACACGUAUCAUUACUACUACUCUCCUGCGUCGGCUGGGAAGCCCACGUUGCUCUUGAUCCACGGCUUCCCCUCGAGUUCUUUCGAUUGGGCUCGCCAGGUAGCGCACUUGAAGCCGAAGGGCUAUGGCAUCGUUGUUCCGGACUGCCUUGGGUACGGCGGGACGUCCAGACCGACGGACCCGAACGCAUUCCGCCACAAACUCAUCGCGCAGGAUCUCGUGGACAUCUUGGACGCCGAAGGCCUAGAGACGGUCAUCGGCAUCGGUCACGAUUGGGGUUCUGGGCUUCUCUCGCGCCUUGCGAACUGGUAUCCGGAUCGUUUCACGGCGUUCGCCUGGAUCGCCGUGCCCUAUACACCCGCAGCGACUGAGCCAAUGGAUUUUGACCAGUUCAUCGUCGGUUUUCGGGAGAAGACGGGCAGCGACACCUAUGGGUAUUGGGCAUUCUUCAUCAAACCUGAUUCGCAUGUCGUUGCGGACAAGAAUAUCGAUAGCUUCCUCACCCUCGUGUAUCCUAAGGAGCCGGAGAUCUGGAAAGACUGGAUAGCGCCUCUCGGCAAAGCAGAAGAAUGGGUCGCCAGUGAUCGUCGAGGUGAACGUCCGGCUUGGUUUUCCGAACAGGAAUACGCGGAGGCUCGCGAAAGAUUCGUGAAGUUUAGUCUAGAGUCGCCCAUGAACUACUAUAGGGUGGUAGUAUUCAACUUGAACAUCGAUGAUAACAAGGCUAUUCCGGAGGAGAACAGGCAGGUCAAGAAGCCUGCACUAUUCGUCGCGUGCAAGCGCGACUACGUUUGCCAUGCGGAGGUUGGCAAGUGGACGAUGAAACGAGCAGUGCCGCAUGCGGAGAUUAUCGAGCUCGAUUGUGGGCAUUGGGCUCUGCUCGAGGAGAGCGACCGGCUUAACCAGGCGCUGGAGCAUUGGCUGGAGAGCCUUCCGUCCGCCAACAAAGCGCAAUUGUAG
Molecule: messenger RNA, 1024 nt
Organism: Dichomitus squalens LYAD-421 SS1
Lineage: Eukaryota; Fungi; Basidiomycota; Agaricomycetes; Polyporales; Polyporaceae
Product: alpha/beta-hydrolase
Exons: 5
Coding region: 23-1024 (333 amino acids)
Molecular function (GO): hydrolase activity
Source: RefSeq, a predicted model, not a curated record